AUGGAUACUUUUCUAAAGAUGCUCAGGCGGCGAGGAGUAACGCAAGUGGAGACUUUGAAGAAAGACAUCAGUAGAGAUAUUCGCCGCGAACGUCGCGAUUUGGAACGGAGUAGUAGGCGAAAGAAACGAAGCUCGGAUUUCAUGGAUUUUGAUGCGGAGAACUAUCACUCGUACGAUGAGAUGGUGGAUUUCAUGAAACUGGUAGCAGAGCAAAAAACUGAUCUCGUCACUUUGUUGAAUAUCUCAAAAACCUUCGAAGGACGUACAAUGUAUGGUGUCAAGAUUUCGUCCUCUAAUGAGUUCAAACCUGCGAUAUUCGUUGAUGCCGGAAUUCAUGCACGUGAAUGGAUCGCACCGGCUGUCGCGCUGUAUAUGAUCAAGAGGCUGGUCACUGGUUACGGCACUGAUCCGACAAUCACGCGAAGUGUUGAUAAAUUCGAUUGGUACAUCGUACCAGAGGCGAAUCCAGAUGGGUACGAGUAUAGCCGGAUAUCGGAACCGAACUCUGGCGUAAGACGCGUUCGCGCAACAUUCACUGUGAAUAAAUGGUGUGUUGGUGCCGAUGCGAAUCGUAACUGGGGACAUCGAUGGGGUGAAGCCGGCGCAAAUCGCUCACCUUGCUCGAACAUCUAUGCCGGCAGUCGACCGUUCUCCGAACCGGAAAUUGUUGGUCUCAGGGAUCUUGUUACAUGGCAGAUCCCUAAUCUCGUAAUCUACGGCCAGCCUUCCAACGGUCCUUUAACGGACAAUUACUAUUGUCGCCAUGGGGUUAUACACAAGCACGACCUGACAACUACAUCGAUCAGCGAAACGCAGCACGAAUUGCUGUCUCAGCGAUACAGAACACUACCGGAGCAACCUACAAUUAUGGCACGAUUGCCGAACUCAUGUGUAAGCCUACUGGUCGAUUUAUCGAUUUUUCAAAGCCUCACUACUGGCAUUUCAGACCCAGCCUCUGGUACCAGCAUUGACUACAUGCAGGAUCGCGGAGUACCGUACAUCUUUGGUGUUGAACUACGACCACUCGACUCACACAACAGCUACGCUUUCAGUUUACCUCCCAGCUAUAUUCGACCAACCGGUGAAGAAAUGAUCGCCGCUCUAAUCGCUAUCGGAGAUUAUGCCAUAGAACAUAAGAAGAUCUAA
Molecule: messenger RNA, 1146 nt
Organism: Cooperia oncophora
Lineage: Eukaryota; Metazoa; Nematoda; Chromadorea; Rhabditida; Trichostrongylidae
Source: the annotation of a GenBank genome assembly